This is a messenger RNA of Parathielavia appendiculata, 2140 nucleotides long. RefSeq names its product amidase signature enzyme. Lineage: Eukaryota; Fungi; Ascomycota; Sordariomycetes; Sordariales; Chaetomiaceae. The transcript has 3 exons. The record is from RefSeq and is a predicted model, not a curated record. Bases 91 to 2043 code for a protein of 650 amino acids.
AGCUGCUCAACACCUGCUCGCCAUGUGUCCCAAAGCGUUGCGAUCACAGCCCCUAGCGGAGCAAAUCUCGAACACCCUUCUGCCAUCGCCAUGGCGUCGUCAGACCACCGGGCAGCAACCCGCUUUCUGCACCUCUCCAUCGCCUCGCUCUUCGCCAGUCUUGCAACCGCCUCAGCUGUGCUCACGUCAACCGGCCUGUCCGUGAGGCUGAACAAUGUCGACUACUAUAUCUCGCCCUUCUCCUCGGGCAAGGUCUUCGUCCCGAAAUGCUCUCUCAAAAAGGUCCCCGAAGUCGUUGGCUUCAAGCCGGUUACUGUCGUGCAAGGCCCUCUCAUUCAGUCAGAUCUCUCACAGCUCUUCUCCAAUUGGACCCUUGCAGAUGAUGUCUGGCAGCCAGCAUUCUCCGAGGCCAUCUUCAUGGCCGAAUCCCAGUGUAGCUACGGGCGGACCAACUCCACCUCGAUCAUCUCCUUGAAAAACACGCAGAUUCCGUCGGGGCCUUACUUCCUCGAAGUCGCCACCGGAUCGCUGUAUCCUGUAUACCGGUUGUAUGAGGAUUUCGCAGGAGCCUUCACGGAACCCCUUAUCCCGACUCCGGAUGGCAGGUUCCAGCCCCUGUCUGCCAAAAUCCCCGGCUCUUCGUCCCUCACCGUCGGCGUGCCGUCGAGACUCUACUUCACCAAGACGGCCGAGAAGCCACUGGCCGGUGUCCGCCUUGGUGUCAAGGACAUCUACCGUCUUGCGGGCGUCAAGGGCUCCAACGGCAACCGCGCAUGGUACAACCUCUAUCCCGCCAGCAACGUCACCGGAACUGCCGUGCAAAGGUUGAUCGACGCCGGCGCGCAGGUCGUUGGCCUCCAGAAGACGUCACAGUUCGCUAAUGGCGAGACUGCCACGGCUGACUGGGUCGACUACCAUGCUCCAUUCAAUGCCAGAGGAGACGGCUACCAGGACCCGUCGUCUUCGUCUUCCGGCGCGGGUGCUUCUGUCGCUUCCUACGAGUGGCUCGACAUUGCCAUCGGAAGUGACACGGGCGGCAGCAUCCGUGGGCCCGCGGGUUCCGAGGGGUUGUUCGGUAACCGUCCUUCCCACGGGCUGGUCUCGCUGGACUCAGUCAUGCCCUUGGCCCCGACGCUUGACACACCCGGUUUUCUGGUCCGCGACCCUUACAUUUGGGACGCCGCCAACGCAGUCCUCUAUGGGCAGAACUACACCUCCUUAGCGAGCGAGAAACCCAAAUAUCCCAAGCGGAUUUACACCGUGGGCUUCCCUGCUGCCCCAGACACGCCCGCGGACAAGCUGCUUCUCGACUUCGUCAGCGCCCUCGCCACCUUCGUCGGCGGCAACACGACCGCGCUGGACCUCGAAGCCCGAUGGUCCGCCACCAAGCCCGCCUCGGCUGGCAAGGAGACCCUCAGAGAGCUCCUCAAUACGACAUACGCGACCUUGAUUGCCAAAGAGCAGACGCCCCUGGUUCGCGACCCCUUUUACCACGACUACGCCGCCGCCCACUCCGGCCGCCGCCCCUUCAUUAACCCCGUCCCCUUACGCCGCUGGGCCUACGGCGACUCGCUACCCUCCUCAGCCCUCGAAGCCGCAUACGCCGCCAAAUCCCUUUUCCAGUCCUGGUUCAACACCCAGAUCCUGCCCCCUUCCCCUUCCCCCGACGACGACGCGGAAUGCUCGUCCUCGCUGAUCGUCUACGUCGGAUCCGACGGCAGCCAGUUCCCACGGAAUCUGUACCGCGGCGCGCCGGGCGUGCCGCUGGGCUUCGGCACGUCGAGGAUAAGUGUCUUUGCCGGCGUUCCGGACUCGGUGUUUCCCAUCGGCGAGGUUGGGGAGGUGAGCGGGAUCACGGGCGUCGAGGAGAAGUUGCCGGUUGCCGUCGAUGUGAUGGCGGCGGCGGGGUGUGAUGGCUUGUUGGCCCGGCUGGCGCAGGAGUUGGUGGAGGUCGGUGUGCUGAAGGUGCCCAGGGCUGGUGGGACGUUGGAGGGCGGGGAGGUGCUUAUGAGACGGGGUGUGCUUGGUGACAUAUGGCAGUGAGGGAUGCGGUAAUCAACGUGACGGUCCUGGGUAUGUGAUUAAUUCGAGUGUAUUGCAAUAGCGAGCUGAAGAAAGAGUGCCAUAAAAGUGCAACAUG